Messenger RNA from Poecilia latipinna (sailfin molly), 3121 nucleotides. Its product is annotated as aryl hydrocarbon receptor nuclear translocator-like. Gene Ontology annotation, biological process: regulation of DNA-templated transcription. The transcript has 22 exons. Lineage: Eukaryota; Metazoa; Chordata; Actinopteri; Cyprinodontiformes; Poeciliidae. Gene Ontology annotation, molecular function: protein dimerization activity; DNA-binding transcription factor activity. Bases 284 to 2719 code for a protein of 811 amino acids. The record is from RefSeq and is a predicted model, not a curated record. Gene Ontology annotation, cellular component: nucleus; cytoplasm; transcription regulator complex.
GUUUGAGACUUUUUCCUCGGAAACGCCAUCUUACAUAGAAAGGGGGGUUUAAACGGGUUGAAAACAGGAAAACGGGGGUAGUGACAGGGAUUAAUUAUCACUUUGGAAUCGUGUGUGAAAUUUUCCCGUAGCUUUGAAGUAGCAUCAGUCAUGGCUCUGGGUCUUUUUAAGGAAAAGUGAGAGAAAUCCGCACUGGUCGGCCCGAAGUUAGCUUAGCCAGUUGGGGAGAGAGGGCGGAGAGUUAGAAGAUUUUUUUUUCCGCUGUGAAAGAAGUUAUUUGUUUAUGUUGUUCAACGCGGAUAUGUCCUCUUCAAAUCUAGACCUAGCAGACCAUAGUCUGGGAAUGGGAGCAAGUGGGACCCAGAACGGCGGCGCUGGUGGACCGAAGGGGACCAACAAAAGACGGGCAGCGCCGGACUUUGACGACGAUGAUGGAAGCAAGAUGUUAAGAUUUGAUGAUGAAACAGGAGGCUCCAACAAUGAAAAAGAGCGCUUUGCCAGGUCUUUGGAAGAAGAUCAGAGUUUUGCAGAUAAGGAAAAACUAGCCAGGGAGAACCACAGUGAGAUUGAGAGGCGGAGGCGGAACAAGAUGUCUGCCUACAUCGGAGAGCUGUCGGACAUGGUUCCCUCGUGCAGCGCGUUGGCACGGAAACCAGACAAGCUGACCAUCCUGCGAAUGGCAGUCUCUCACAUGAAGUCUCUCAGAGGAAACGCCAGUACUAAUGCUGACGGGUCAUACAAACCUUCUUUUCUCAGCGAUCAGGAACUAAAGCACCUCAUUUUGGAAGCAGCGGACGGCUUCCUGUUCGUGGUGUCAUGCGAGACGGGCCGUGUUGUUUACGUCUCGGACUCGGUCACACCUGUACUUAACCAGUCGCAGUCUGAAUGGCUGGGCUCUUCUCUUUAUGAUCAGCUCCACCCAGACGACACAGAAAAGCUCAGGGAGCAGCUCUCCACUUCGGAGAACAACAACACAGGGAGGAUGUUGGACCUGAAGACAGGAACUGUGAAAAAGGAGAGUCAGCAGUCAUCAGCUAGAAUGACAAUGGGGGCGCGCCGAUCAUUCAUCUGCAGAAUGAGGUGUGGAACGUGCCCAGUGGAACCAAUGUCUAUGAACAGGCUCAGCUUUCUCAGGAGUAGGAACAGGAAUGGCUUAGGAACACCCAAGGAAGGGGAACCCCAGUACGUUGUGGUUCACUGUACAGGAUACAUUAAGUCCUGGCCCCCCGCGGGUGUAUCAUUAACAGAUGAUGAAGCAGACAACAAUCAGGGGAGUCGCUACUGUCUAGUUGCCAUUGGGAGAUUACAGGUCACCUGUUGCCCUGGUGACACAGACCUGAACAGCAUCAGCGUUCCUGUGGAGUUCAUCUCCCGCCACAACUGCCAGGGCAUGUUCACCUUCGUAGACCAUCGCUGCUUGGCCUCGAUCGGCUACCAGCCACAGGAAUUACUGGGGAAGAAUAUUCUAGAUUUUUCUCACCCUGAAGACCAGGGCUUGCUGAGAGACAGCUUUGACCAGGUGGUUAAGCUGAAAGGCCAGGUUCUGUCGGUCAUGUUUCGGUUCCGGGCCAAAACCAGAGAAUGGAUGCUGAUGAGAACGAGCUCCUUCACCUUCCAGAACCCCUUUUCAGAGGAGAUCGAGUACAUCAUCUGUACCAAUGUCAACGUCAACAGAAACUCAACCCAGGACCCUCUCGCUCCCAUCUCCUCCCCCGGGGCUCCAAUGCCCCUGGGUCAGAGCAGCCCAAACGGCCAUCCUGCUGUGCUCAGCCCAGGCCCGAUGGCCGCCAGACAGCUACAACAGCAGCAGCAGCAGGCCGACCUGGAGGGAGGGGCAACAAGAGACGGGAUGUAUGAGGCGGGACCAAUCAGUAUCCAGCAACAGAUGCCGGUGCAGCCAGUGGCAGCGGUGGGGCCGGACCACGGCAAAACCAUAGAGAAGCAGGAGAUCUACCCGCCCAUCUUCCCAGGGCCAGAUCAGACCAAGGGCAUGCCGACCAACUCGACGCCUUCCACUCAGAUUUACACAAACAACUUUUCUGCUGGCCGCUCCAAUGACUCAUACAGCGGCAGCUGCACCGAUAUUGUAAGAACUGCCACUGUGUCGCCAUACCUUGUAAAACAUAAACCAGUCGCUAUGCAGAUGACACAGCCAGCACACUCGGCACCGCAGAUGCUGCCUCACAUGUCUCGCCAAAAUGGCGCCCCGCAGCCUGUUACCCCAUCAAGUACUAACGGCCCCCUCCACGGACCGCCAGGAGGAUGGCCCGGCCCCGGACCUGCUGCAGCCAGGCCGCAGUUCAGUAACCAGCAGGUUGCUCCGCAGGCAGCAAAGACGAUGUCUCAGCAGUUUCCUCCAAUCGGAGGAUUCGGCGGCGGCUCCUCUAACACCUUCAGCCAGAUGCCCACCGGUGCCGCUCCCACCCCCACCAACGGCACAAACUACCCUCAGAUGAACCCUCGCACCAGCCUCAACACCAACGGCUACGACACUUCCCAGUCUGGAGGCCAGUUUCCACCUCGAGCGACGGAGGCGGUGUGGCCUCAGUGGCAGGGCCAGCAGCAGCAGCAGCAUCCUCAGAACAACAGAGAGCAGCAUCCUCACGCUCAGGGAAACCAGCAGGACAUGUUUCCUGAUGUGUUGUCUAUGCUAGACCAGCCUGCCUCCUUUAACAGUGACGACUUUGAGAUCGCCAUCUACCCCCCGUACAACGAGUGACCAGCGCUGCGCCUCUCUUCUUCCUCUGCCGGGUGAAUCUUUCCUUCACAUCUUCUGCUCCUGAACUCUUACUCUUCCUCCUCCUCCUCCUCCUCCUUGUCAUAAUGGCAGUCUUCCCUCACUUUCUGUGGUCUCGCUGUAAGUCAGGUAAAGAUGAAGGGAUAUUUUACUGCACCUAAAUCAAGUAGAAAGUGAAAGAAUAACAUAACAAAACAGAGAUAUUAUUUUCACAAUAUUCCAGUCAUUGUAAGAGAUUGCUGCAGCUAGCACUACCCAAAGCUCCAUACAGGUGUUGUAGAUGUGUGAUAUCAGUGUGUAUGAAUAGAAAGAUAUGAUAAAACGCACAAUCGCACCACCACACAUGGAUGGACUGCACAAAAAAAUGAAAAAAAAAACAAAACA